This is a messenger RNA of Stylophora pistillata, 1679 nucleotides long. Its product is annotated as small VCP/p97-interacting protein. The record is from RefSeq and is a predicted model, not a curated record. Gene Ontology annotation, cellular component: endoplasmic reticulum membrane. Gene Ontology annotation, biological process: positive regulation of autophagy; negative regulation of VCP-NPL4-UFD1 AAA ATPase complex assembly; negative regulation of retrograde protein transport, ER to cytosol. Lineage: Eukaryota; Metazoa; Cnidaria; Anthozoa; Scleractinia; Pocilloporidae.
AGGUGUAAGUCAAGUCGGCACGCUAGGGUCUUCCCUUGCGCCAUGGUAUUUUGUUGCAGGUAGUUCUCAGGGUUUGAAAUGUAAAGACGAUUUACGGUAAUGGGAAACUGUUACGAUUGCUUUAGCCCACAACCAGAGGUUGAAACCCCGGAUCCGGAAACUAGAAGAAGACAGCAAGAGGAGGCUGCGUUGAAGCGACAGCAGCAAGCGGACGGUCGUGGAGUUAAGGAUCCAGAGAGACUCAAGAGACAACAGAAACGAAGAGAGGAUGCCGAGAGGGAAGCUUUAAAGCAAGGUCCUUCAGAGGGAGGAUUGAAGUGGACUGUUGGAUAACAUUAGAAGCCUCCACUGUGCUCUGUUCCAUUGAAACGCUUACAUGAGGUGUUCUGAGGACAAGAGAAAUGUUGUGGGAAACACUUGAUGAGUCAAAGCAAAAACUAUAAAUUCAGCCAGCUUACCGUGCAUCUGAAUACUAACAAAAUACACUUCUGCAACAAGUCAGAUUUAGUUAUUUUUAUCAACUAUUCACAGAAGUGGAGUUGGCUUGUGAUAAAUAUUUACCAAUCAAAGUGCUUGUUCAACACAUUUCUCUGUUUUAGUGUAUUCUACCAAAAGUUAAUCAUAAUAGUUCAUUAUAAAGCACACACAUCCACUAGUUGUUUGAGGCACUUUACAAAAUUAAUCUUGAAACCAUAAAAUUUACUCUAAAAAACGUAGAAAAUAAAAGAAAAUAGCAUAUGCUUAGGAACUAGAGGCUAAAAGACUAAAAAUAUGAGAAAGAGUUACUCUUAAAUGACAAAGCUGUAUUGGAUUGUCUUAUUUCCAAUGGAAUAGAGUUCGAAAUUUUUGGAGCACAUAUAGAAAAAGCUUUAUCACCAUAAAUUAUGUUUUAGUUUUUACAGUUUGGCUGCAUCGGCAGGUCUUGAAGGUUUGAUUGUAGAGACCCAGUCAAUUUCCAAUGUUCCAAGAGUUCUGUUAGAUAUUGCAGGCAGAGACCAUUCAAUGGUUUAGACAAAAGGGUGCUUAAAACACGAUUUGUUACAAGACAGGCAACCAAUGGAGUUGUACUAAGGCGGGAGUAAUAUGGUUAUAUUACCUUGUUGCCGUGACAUAAUGAGAUUUGCUUAGCAUUGAGAAAGAAUUCAUUUAUUUAAAGAGAACUCAUUUAAAAAUAACUCAUAUAUUCCUGUUACUAUAGUUACAAAAUUUUCUGCGAAAAUCUUGUGCAUUGCCCGGAGGUGAAUGGCAAAGGAUAUUCAGAGUUUGGGUGGCAAUCAGAGUGCUCCUUCAACACUUUCCAUUGUUUUAGUUAUACUAACAAAAUUUAAUCACUGUAGGAUAAGAAUUUAUUGCUUAGCAUUAAAAAAGAACUCAGAUCCACAAGUUACAGCUGCAGUUACUGUAGUAAUUAAAAUCCACUCAGAGUCAGUUGUCUGUCAAUUUCCUCUUGCUAAAAUGCGGUCUAAUGGUUUUUUGGCGAAAUGUGUUGAUUUGCAAGUGACGGGAGGAGGUUUGAAACAGUGCUGUUGUGGUAGAAAACAAGAGAACAAUACUAUUUUCUCAAGAAGAAAGAUAGGCUUGAAUUUCCAGUCAUGUAUUAGCCCAUAUUUAUGUUAGUCCAAAAACAGCUUGCCUACAUAAAUGGAAAACUCUUGCAAAUAAAACAUGAACUUCUAAAA